GACGUCGGGGACGGCGACGUUAUUGUUUAACACUACAAAAACGCGUGAUAUCAGUACAAAAUUAGUUUUUCAAAAAAAGAGAACUCGAUUCAAAUUCUUUACCUGUGCGCAAAUCAUGGACCAGUGGACUAUCGAUAUAUUAGACAAGUGGAAAUUUUCUUCGUGCAAAGCAAUAUUCCAAGAUUAAAAAUGCAGAAAACAUAGAAGAAAUUAUUGAUGAUGUCGAUAUUGUUAUCGAUAAUACUUGUAUAAUAAUAGAUGUUCAAAACGAUAUAGAAAAUAUAUCUGAAGAAAAAGAACCAGAUAAAUCUACUGAUGUGUCAAUGAUUGAGGAGUCACGGUCACAGCAAACAAAACGUUACAGGGAAAAUUCUUUUCAUGGAAACCGGAAACAUACUUGUAUUUUAAAUGAUGUAAGGCUUUAUCUUGAACGAACAAGUGAAGGAAAAAGUUACUUUGGUUUGUACAACAAGCAAGGUUUUGAUAAUGCUCUGAGGACUGAUAUAGCGAAAUAUAUUAUAUCAGCUGAGUUAGCAAACGAUCCGAAUAAACGAAUUACUCCAGACGAUUUUAGGCGACUUAGUCAACAAAUUGUACAACUUUUUCCUAUGGAAAUUGUGUUAGAACAAGAUUUCAAUUACCUAUAUCCAAAUAACUCGAUGCAACUUCUAUCUAAUUGGGAGAAAAUUGUUCACAAAUUAAAAAAACUUUUGAGAAAUAUAAAAUCCGCAAGUGUUGAAGAGGAAACUGUGAAGGUACUACUAGCAAUUCCAACAUUUUUCUCUCCAACAAAUGUUAGAAAGUGGCGUCUUACAGCUGCAGACUUAAGUACUGGUUUCCCGUUGCACAUCAAGGCUUUACAAGACUUGGAGGUGCAAGUGGAACGUAUGAAACAGAAACUCUUUGCUGUUAAGAAGCAACUUCAGCCGUUCCCUAUCAUCAUUGGUAAAAAUCCAGCAAAUAUAACUGAAUCCUAUGUUUACAUUAACAACUUUCCGUAUAAGGUAGAGAGCCCUUUAUGUGCAAUAGAUGUGUGCUUCAAAGUGUAUCACGCAUUGCAUGCGUUCUAUCCCUUUCAAAGUAGUCAGCCAUGCCUUUUCCUUCAGCAAGCUAUUUAUCAAUUUAAAACUCAAUGGGAUGAACAUGUACCAUCUGUCGCAACAUUGGUAAAUGAUUAUAUGCAGUUAACAGAUGAUUAAAUUAACAAGUUAACAAUUUUGUUAAAAGCAAUUUACGAAAAUUAUAAAAUUACAUAUAAUUUACAUA
Messenger RNA from Solenopsis invicta (red fire ant), 1266 nucleotides. RefSeq lists its product as uncharacterized. The transcript has 8 exons. Lineage: Eukaryota; Metazoa; Arthropoda; Insecta; Hymenoptera; Formicidae. Bases 324 to 1199 code for a protein of 291 amino acids. The record is from RefSeq and is a predicted model, not a curated record.